ACGACUGCUCUUGUGGGACUCGCAACAGUUAUGGCGGCGACCCAUGCCCUGGUGUUUGUGGCGCUUAUUGCGUUCGCUGUCCUAGCCGCAGAAGGACUUACGAAAGAAAAAAGAGCAACUGCAGAAGAAUGGGCCCAAUUUGUCGUGCGUUUUGAGCGCUUACUAGCAAAAGGCUGUGCAAACUUCUGCCGAAAUAAGGGACAGGAGACGUCGGACGCCAAGGUAAACAGCAGCAGAUACAGCUGCAAUUGCCCCGAACCUCUGACUCCACCGGAAGAUUCCGGGACAACCGUCGGAGAAGAAACUCCUGUUGUCACUGACGCGCCUAAUGGUGGGGAAGUAACUGAGGGUGAGAACGGUGGGGAAGUAACUGAGGGUGAGAACGGUGGGGAAGUAACUGAGGGUGAGAACGGUGGGGAAGUAACUGAGGGUGAGAAUACUGCAGGUCCAGUAGAAAAUUGCUGAAUGGAGUACCGAUCCUGACGAGACUGGUCAGGACGGAUAGCGGGAUAUUUAGUAACGUUCUCCACCGGCGCAUGCAGCAAGA
Molecule: messenger RNA, 547 nt
Organism: Ornithodoros turicata
Lineage: Eukaryota; Metazoa; Arthropoda; Arachnida; Ixodida; Argasidae
Exons: 4
Coding region: 31-465 (144 amino acids)
Source: RefSeq, a predicted model, not a curated record